AUGCAAAAGCGAUAAGUUAAAAUAGAGAUGUUAAAGUAUAUAUGAAAUAAUAAUAGACAGUCCAUCUAGAUGUUUAACAUAAUCAAGAUCACCCAAAUAAAAUUUAAAACUAACUCAACCUUUAAUUUUAAAGCAAAUUACAUAAUUAAUCAAGAACUCAAAAGAAAGAAAUACAGAAAGACUUUGUAAGCCUUACGAAAAAUUAAAUUAUAUUUAACAUAUAUAGCCUUCUACAACUUCUAGGCCUAUGUAGAGUCAUGAUUUAUCAACCACUUUUCAUUAAUUACUUUAAGAGUUUAGAAAUUAUAAGAAAUAAAAUAAGGAGAAUUCAUUUAAUAAGAUUAAUAAACCAUUUAAAAAGGAGAGACAGAUUAGUUUUCCAAAUGCAAUUCAUCUUAAUAAUUCCAGCAACAAUAUUAAUAGUAUUAAAGAUAAAUUGUAUUUAAAUAAAAGAGAAUCCAAUGGUAAAUUAGCUUAAACAAUAUUAUCUAUUGCAUAAGCAUCAAAUUCAUAGAAUAAUUAUAGAUUAUAAUUCAAUGGAAUCAUAGAGGAUUGUUCUUAAAAAUAAUACAAUUAUUUAUAUGAAGUCAAAAAAAAUAUGAAAAAUGAUGAUUCUCAUUAUAAAAAGAAUUCUUAAAGAUGUGCAUCAGCUGAUAUCUAAUUGGUUGUAAGAAGUACAAAUUAAAAAACAAGAUCAUCUUCAAUAGACCGAAAUGAAUCUCGCUUUUUAGGUUCAACAUAAGCCAACUCAAUUCCUAAGGAAAUAGAUUUAACAUGUGAUGAAAAUGAAAUUAUUGUGCAUAAUAUUAAUUUUGAUGAAAGAAUUGGAACAGAACCUGAUCCUUUAAUAAAUCAAGAAAGAUAAUAUUUGGUUGACCCAUAUUAUUUAAUUAAAUAAAAUGAAAUAACUUGGUUAAUAAGAGCUAUAGUAAUUGAUUGGAUGAUGGAAACUGCUAUGGGUAUUAGAUUAAAGAGAUAAAUAUUUCAUUUGUCAAUAUAUUAUCUUGAUUCUUAUUUAUCUAAGAAAUAAGCAAAUAAAAAAAAUAUAUAAUUAGUUGGAUUAACAAGUUUGUUAAUUGCCAACAAAAUAGAAGAAGUCAAUCCAAUUUGUUUAAUGUAAUUUCAAAAGGCUGCUAAUAAUGGAUAUAAGUAGAGUGAUAUAUUAAAUAUGGAAUUAGAUAUACUAUUUGUAAUUGUCUAUUGCUAUAUAUCUAGACACUUAAAUGGUAAGUGAAUGUUCCUUCUUACACUUAUUGGAUUAAUUGGUUUA
Paramecium primaurelia is the source of this 1270-nucleotide messenger RNA. NCBI's taxonomy places the organism in Eukaryota, Ciliophora, Oligohymenophorea, Peniculida, Parameciidae. The record is from the annotation of a GenBank genome assembly.